Rhagoletis pomonella (apple maggot) is the source of this 4387-nucleotide messenger RNA. It is a transcript of the gene PIG-G, whose product is annotated as GPI ethanolamine phosphate transferase 2. The record is from RefSeq and is a predicted model, not a curated record. The transcript is spliced from 11 exons. Bases 124 to 3837 code for a protein of 1237 amino acids. Gene Ontology annotation, cellular component: endoplasmic reticulum membrane. Lineage: Eukaryota; Metazoa; Arthropoda; Insecta; Diptera; Tephritidae. Gene Ontology annotation, biological process: GPI anchor biosynthetic process. Gene Ontology annotation, molecular function: metal ion binding.
GACUUUCAGGAGUAAAAAGUCGAUUUUGGUCGAUAGUCGAAGUCGACUUUGCCAUCCCUACAAUGUAUUGGAUGAUUUCCGUGAAAAUACCAUCAAAUGAUUUUCGUGAUUAUAAACUAAAAAAUGUUUAAAAAUGCAUACAUGCAUGAGGAAACCCCAUACAUCAAAUUGGUUUUGUUAUGGAUGAUUAUUACAUUUGUUUCUGGUGCAACUAUUUUUUUGAUUGGUUUCUUUCCAAUAAAUAACUAUUCCGCAGAACAUGGUACAGGAGAGGGCCGCCCACAAAAUUUGGACGAGUUGAGAUUGAAGCCGCCGGCUCAAGUUUAUGCUCAGACUAUACUUAUGUUAGUGGAUGCACUGCGCUCAGAUUUUCCUACACCAAUGAGUAUGCCAUUUUCUUACAAAAACUCGUGCAGUAGACUUAAAUUGAGAGUCAAUAUACCUACCGUGACUAUGCCUCGCCUUAAAAGCCUAACAACUGGUACCGUUUCCAACUUCAUUGACAUCAUCCUAAACAUUGGUCAUGUCGAACAGCUGUCAGAUUCACUACUGCAUCGCCUAAAAGAACGUAAUGAAACUACGGUUUUCGCUGGUGAUCGCACGUGGAUAAGCCUAUUCCCCAAACAAUUUAAACGCUCUACAGCUAAUUUGGAUUCAUUUUUUGUAAACGACUUUUUUGAGGGCGACAAGAAUGUUACCGAGGUACUAACUAAUGAGCUUCAGCAAACAGAUUGGAUGUUGUUAGUGUUACAUUAUCUAGGUUUGGACCAUGUUGGACAUGUAGAAGGCAGUGAAAGUCCAAAAAUUCCAUUAAAGUUAAAUGAAAUGGAUGAAGUCGUGCAAAAAGUUUCUACAACAAAAAGCUUUCACAGGCAGCUACUCCUAUUGACUGGUGACCAUGGUAUGAAGGAUGGGGGUGGACAUGGAGGCAGCACUUAUGGCGAAAUGUAUGUGCCCUUAUUUGUAUUCAAGGAAAACUGUAGCACUUCAAGUAUCAAUUCUAAAGAGUAUCAUCAAAUUGACGUAGCACCUACAUUAGCAUUAUUGUGGUCUAUAGAAAUACCACCAAUGUCUAUCGGUUGUUUGAUUCCUGAGCUCUUAUCUGACCUAUCUUUCGAAGAUCAACUGUACGCGUAUUAUUACAAUGCUUUGCAUUUAGUGCGGAAAGUUGAGAGAAAAUUCGGUCAAAAAUAUAUGCAGUCCAGUUCUAAAAGAAAAUGGUUUGAACAUGCCAAGUCAGCGCAUAAACGUUUCCUUUAUCUCAAACGAAAUGAAAACUUUGGCAAUGCAUUUAUUUUCGAAGAUGCCAAAGUGCAUUAUUUACGGGUGUCACGGGAAAUUUCUGAAAAAUUAUCCGACUCUUUGGUGCGAUUCGACUAUGGACUCAUUACCAUAGGACUAAUGCUAACCACAUUGGUGGUUUUACAAACACUGGUGAUAUUUUACAAUAUAAAGGAGCACAAUUUUAUUAACGGAAAAUGCACAUUCCUUGGCGUUAUUGCAAUUGCCGUAUGCAUAUAUAAAUGGUGUUACCUCCAACGUUACCUUACUGCUAUUGGCACUGCAAGCAACUUUGGGCUUUUGCUGGCUAUAGUGACACUCGUUUACUUCAUAGUAAAUAUAGUCAACUUUUUUUGGAGCAAUUUUUAUGCUGGCAAAGAUAUCAGGAUAUCACUUCCAAGCCUUACCUGGGCGCUUUUGGGUUGCUUAAUAUUCCAAACGUUAUCAUUGGCAUCUUCGUCGUUCAUCGAAGGUGAAGAAAAAACUUGGCACUAUCUAGGUACGAGUGCAUUAAUUUUGCUGUACCUGCGAAGCUUCAGUAGAGACUUGUGGGAUAACAAACCGGAAAUGUGUGUCGGCAGCGCAGCAUUAUCGAAAAUUUUAUUUAUGAAGAUUUUAAAAUCCCGCUAUUCAUUGCUAACGAUUGCCGGCUUGGGAAUUUUAGCACGUUUUAACCUUGUCGCAUCUUACAUUAAUCAAGUAAAUUCUAAGGCAUUGUUAAGCUGUCUGUUUGCAACUGGACUUGCCCUAUUUUCGUUGUGCCUACGCCAACAGGCACUCGUUCAAACCCGUAAAGAAGUUGUGGCUUAUUCUUUAGCUGCAAUGCUGAUUUAUUGCUAUCGGGCUUCUAAAGGACGUGUUCUCUUUGUGUUUGACACAAGCUGUUGUGAUAACAUUAUUCUGAAUAUAUUUUGGCUCAUUGUCGGUAUUACCACUUGCCUUGGCUUAUCAACUGUGAUAGUAAACUCGAAACGACUGAACGGGUUCCGAACGCGCACCUACUCAACAGGUUGCAACAAUAUUCUACUUACUUCUUUACUUACGAUUUCGCUACUGCUGCAUAAACCGCACAACGCGGUUCUAGUCGCUUAUGUGAUAUACACUCUUUCAAUGACUUAUGAGUUGUGUGACAGAUUAGAUAUAAUUCUACGUACACACAAGCUCUUAGCAAAAGUCCUGUGUACUAUAUUUGUCGCAAAUAUGUUCUACUUUUAUCAGCAGUCUGUUGUGAAGUUUUCUACCCGAAAUAAUAUUACACGUGAUUUCAUUCAAUGCUUUCGCGAUCAGCCUUGUUUAUGGAAUCCACAUGACCCAGCUUAUAAUGACUUUAAGGAGCGCCGGCAAGCGAUCAUCAAAAUAAAAGACUUCUUUUUGAAUAACUAUAGUUUGCAGCUUACGGAAGGAAAAAUCAACAGUGACAUUAAACGAUUAUACAUUUUUUACAAAAGAUGCUAUUAUUCAUGCCGAGAUUUAAAUACAAUUCGUAAAUAUUAUUACGAACGCUGCAAAUUUUUAGCUGAUGCGGAAUUGGACAAUAUGCAUCUAAUACGUAGUAACGGCUAUAAGAAAAUCUCAUUUUCCGUAAGUGAUGAAUUUACACUUGGGUUUAUCGACUUCUGUGCCAUGCACCCUGUACUGUGGGACAAAACUCACCCUAAUUAUUCAGUGUUAAAUAUUCGCAAAAAAGCUUAUGAAGAAAUCGCCGCGAAUUUACAACAUAUAUACAAUGUCGAAUUCAGCCAUGAUGAGCUUUAUUACGCUAUCUCUCGGUUGAAGCAGCACUUUUAUAACUUGCAGCAAAAGAAGAUCCUAAAUGAAUCACUAACAAAAGACGAGCAGGAUUUCAUAGCACGUUGUAAUUUUCUGCCACAAUCCGACUACAAUUUACAAUGCCAUAUAUGCGAGCGUAUAUUACGCAGUAAUGCCACGUUGCAGACACAUUUGCUAAAAGUGCACAAUAUUGGUGAGCUACCACACAAAUGUGAUUAUUGUGAACAACGUUUUGCACAACGAAGUAUAAAAAGGGAGCAUCAAAUACGCGCUCAUACAAAAGAAUUCGAAUGGUUUUGUCCCUACUGUGCGAAAGGAUUUGCCAAUCGUCGUGACAUGGAAAUGCACCAAAUGGUACAUACCGGAGAGCGAAAAAGUAUUUGUGAACAUUGUGGCAAGGGCUUUCGCCUUAAGCACCAAAUGACAGAGCAUGUAAAGAUUAUGCACGAACGUUUGCGAAGAUUUAAGUGUACUAUGUGCCCUAAAGAUUUUUUGCGAAAACGUCAGUUAGACGAUCACAUACGUACACAUUUAAAUAUACGUGAUAAAAUUUGUAAUAUUUGUGGCAAAGGGUUUACAAAUAUGCAUGGCCUCUUCCGUCAUAAGCUACUGCAUUCAGAUGUUAAGCGCUAUGAAUGCAAAGUUUGUGGUGAACGCUUUCGAUUGAUUUCCGGUUUGAGCUCACAUAAAAAGCGAAAACAUAAAAUUUUUAAGCAGCAAGUAAUUUCUACAAAUGUAUUUAUUGAAGAGGAGGAGGGAGAAGAAGAAAAUGCAAACGGUAAGUGAAUGAUGAGAGUUCUUGAUUGUAGUCAAAUUUAUGUAGUAAUUGAUAUUCGACAAACUACAAAAAAAUACAGCGCAUUGAUCUCUAAUAACAAGCCUCGCUACCUGUGGGUGCCGAUUUCGGAGGCCAACCAACCACUACCAAAAGAAUCACUCGAAGAGCACUACUUGACUUUCCUAAAUGUUUUACUUCGAUAUUUCAAGUAGAUAUACAUAUGUACGAACAAGGCACAUUUCAGCUCGCUACUUCUUUGUUCUGAACUCUUUUGAUUCGAUUGAUUUUUCGUUUUGACGUUCUAUUAAAGCUGGAUAUCCUUGUUAUUAUAAUCUGACUAUUACAAAAGCAACACCGUCUAUAUCGAUUCUUCUAAAUAGGAGAGUGGGAGUAUUCUUUCGAGAAAAAAAGAAAACCUUUUGUAACAUUUUCUGUUUUUUACUUUAUUUAAUAAAUUUUUCUUAAUUUCGUGUACCACACUGCACAAAUUUUCGCCAUUUAUGACAAAUAACUGUGCGAGUUGAUAGAUAACUUGAAGUAUUUUUUAAAUUUUAAGAG